Adineta ricciae is the source of this 10950-nucleotide messenger RNA. Lineage: Eukaryota; Metazoa; Rotifera; Eurotatoria; Adinetida; Adinetidae. The record is from the annotation of a GenBank genome assembly.
AUGUUCAUAUAUCCAUGUUUAACUAUGUGUAAGAAAAAGCAAAUUCCAUUGGAACUCGUCUCGUAUCGAAUAUUUAUAUCAACGAAAUCGACUGGCACUGAGAAUCUUAUUGAUCAUACUCCAUCAACAGUGGAGAAAACGAGUUUUAAUAGAAAAUCUAUGCAGUCAUCAAAUAUUGCGUCAUUAGCCGGAACAGAACAAUUAACAAAUCUCACACUUAAUCAUGAACAAGAUCGUUCAUCAUCAUCGACAAUAGUACGAACGAACAUUGAACAUCAUACUUUUAAGAAUAGAAAUCAAACCAUUCAUUCUUCUCUUGAACAACCAUUACCAUCAGCAGCAUCUCCUGUUUCACAACCGAUUCCAGAUUCUAUUAUUAAUGACAAACAGGCAACAAACAGAAUUUCUAAUGAAAGAAAUUCAACACCUUAUUCACACAUAUCAAAACGUAUUAUUUUAGCACCUGUUUAUUCUCCAACAAACAAGACUUCCGAAUUGAAACCACAUCAUGAUGAAGAGAAAUCAAUCAAUCGAACUGGACAGCACUAUCAAAUUGCGAGUCUUUUCACUUCGACAAGCACAUUUCUUAUGCAUCAAAAUGAAGUUAUUGCUCAUGCAACUGCUUCUGACCCGUUUCUUUCAGACACUAUUUUCAUUAUUAUAAUUGCAACUCUUACAAUUCUCAUUCUUCUCUUUUGUUUCGGUCUCUUUUGUCUCUGCCGUCGUACAACGAAACGUAAUAUAUCACCUUCAUUCGACGGCACUGCCUAUUCGGGAUUAUAUGGUCAAUCAUUUGUUUUACCUGAUGAUCAUUAUCAGCAACAAGCAAAUUUGCCAUUUCAACAUGAUAUAUCAUCUUCAUCGAUGUUGAAUGAGAGAAGUCUUUUGCCGCAAACAAUUGCGUUGCAUCAUACAGCGAAACAAAAAGCUCAACAAAGUCAGAAGAAAUUGAAAAAGAAACGCGUUGGUUUCUGUUGUUGUAAUUCAAAUGGAAGACGAUCAACGACGGUCAGUGGUCAAAAUCGAGAAAACUUUUAUCUCCCACAAUGCGUAGAUGUUUAUCAAAAUAUCAAAGUCUAUGAUUACGCAAGUCAACACGCUUUUCAUCGUGUCGAAGCGGUUUCGUUGAAUAAAAAUUCUCAUCUACAAUAUUCCAUUGUAGACAAUGAGAAACUCUUCUCGAUCGAUCAACGAACUGGUUCGCUGAGUUUACUCUCAUCGAAUCAGAACAGUAAUCGUCGAUUAAAGUCCGAUUAUCUUCUAACUGUGAAUGCAUUCGAUACACAGUAUAAGUUAUCUGCACAUUGUUAUGUUAAUAUUCAUCUGAUUCGACGACGGCAAUUGAUACCGAAAUUUUUCUCGGCACCGAAUUAUAAAAUUGACAUGAUUGAAAUCGAUCGUCAGAGUGGCAGAUUGCGGCAACGUCUAUUUCAAAUCGUUGCACUUUUGGAUACGAAAGUUUAUAGCAAAAAACUGGAAAUACGCUAUCGGAUUGUUGACUCAAAUCAACAUUUUGUCAUCAAUCGACAAACAGGAUACAUUGCUGCAAAACAACCGUUGAAAGCUUAUACAACAUACGAAUUUAAUGUUGAAGCAUUUACCGUUGCAUAUCGAUAUGAUAUUCUAUCGGACGCAAAUGAAAACGAAGAAGAUGAAGCAUCAAGUCGUGGAAAAUGGCGUAUCGUUUCAAGUCGUGUUUCUUUGCCGAUUAAAAUACAAAUUUUACCAAGUAUUGAUGUUAAUAAAUCUUCGUUAACAUCAAUUGAUUCAACCAUCAACAUCGAUUUACUAACAACCACAGAAGUUGGUUCAACAAUAUUACAUCUCGGCAUGAAUAAUCGUCACAAUACAACACAAUGGUUUAUCAUGAUUGGAGAUAUUCGCCAUACGCGAUAUUUUCAUGUAGAUUUUCAAACGGGUCAAUUGAUUCUCAUUCGUCCUAUUGCCGAAUUAGUUAACGAAACGAAUCUCAUUGACCUUCGUAUCAAUGUCACGAAUGAUUGGAUGAAUAUGAAUACGAUUAAAGUUCUUAUUCGUAUCGUAAACAACUCCGUUCCAUCUAUGGAAUUUUCUCAAAAGGAUUAUUACAGUUCCAUCUCACGAAAUAUUCCAAUCGGUGCUGAAAUCGCUCGUUUAUCAAUUGAAAAUCCUGCCAGUGAUUGUUCUUAUUCUAUUGAUACAGUCGAACGAAUUAAAUCGAAAGAUUUAUUUCGUAUCAAUCCAUCAUCAGGCUCGAUUACAGUCAUGAAUUCAUUGGUGAAUUCGGCGAGUCAAACACAUUUGUUAACGAUUCUAUAUCGUUGUCAACAUAAUUAUCAAAUUGCACAUGCGAAUUUGCAUAUCACUAUUCUUGAUGAAAGAAAUCUAUCAAAUCAAACUAAGAAAUCCUAUCAGUUUAUGCAAGAUAACUAUUUAGUUAUCUUCGAAACAUCAUUGGCAGCUAAUCGACGAAAAUAUUUGAUGAAUUUUGAAUUGAUUAACUACGAUGAGGAAGGAAUUAAACAAAUCCCAUCGAAUGCACAAAUUCUUCGAGGUGAUCCACUAGAUUUAUUCUCGAUUGAUUCAUCAAAUCAAUCUCUUUACCUCACUGACGAGUCACGUGCACGUUCAUACAUGUAUCCUUUAAAUUUAACAAUCAUUGAUACAUCACAAUCGGAACCAAUUACCACAAUUGUAACGUUAUUCAUCUCGAAUAUUGGCAUUUAUUUUCCAUGUCCAUCGUAUCUCAAAAUAUCUCCAUAUCUUUUCACAUACGAAUCUUCUCCUUCGAAAACCAUUGAUCAUCUCACAGGACAACAAUACAAACCCUACAAUUCUUUAAUCAUCCGUGCAUUCGAUCCGUUUACACCAUUGAAUGGUGAAGCAUCAAAUCUUGCCGAAUGCACCAUCAAUUCGAAAGAUAAUCAAACACCUACAAACUCAAUUAACAUCUUAGACUUCACCUUUCCGAAUGAAAUCUAUUCGGGCUAUGUAAAUAGUUCAUUCGGUUCGUCUGCAUUCGUUUACAACAAACAACAAGAACCAUUGCAUAUCGAUUUGAAGAAUUCGUCAAAUCCAUUUGAUAUCAGUUACUACCUAUUGAAUCAAACACAUGUGAACUUCUUUCAACUGGAUGAAUAUGCUGGUUUAAUCAAAUACCAUUCGUUCGAGAGUUUGCUAAAGCGAUAUUCAUUUCUUGUCUAUGCAACUUAUCAUUCAUUGAUUACAUUUACACGUUUGAAUCUUGUUGUCAAUCGUGAAAUUCCACUUGAGAAGAGAACAUUUCAAUCGAUUUAUGAAUUUAAAUUAUCUGCACCAUUUGUCAACAAUUCCACAAUUGGACACUUGAAUAAAACGAGUAACAAUUGGACGAUUUUGAAUGAUCAGAUCUCGCCGAUGAUAUCCAUUGAGAAAACGGGAAGAUUAUUCGUUCGAAAUCGAACACUACUUAUUACAAAUGGAAAUUUCUACGAUUUUCUCAUACAAGACGAUGAUUCACAAAUUGCUCGUAUCCAAAUGAUCAUCAUCAAUGAAAUCAACCAAAUAUCCGAAUGUGUACUAAAUCAUCUGGAUUAUUCUACCGAUCGACAAUUGAUCGGCUUCGUAGAAAUCAUGAAUACCAAUCAAACCGAAUCGAUUUGCGGUCAAACACGUCGACAUUCAUUUGAAUUAUUAAAUUACAAUGAUCUGUUCAUUCUUGACCGUCAGUAUGGUUUAUUACGUUAUAGAAAUCGAGAUAAAACUAUCGACGAUGAUGUCUUGUUGCUGAUUAAAUUGCAAAACUCGAAAUGCUUAAUAACCAUCGAAAAGACUCAAACGACAGUUUCGUACAUGAUGAUUAGAAAUGGAAGUCAGUCACACGUGGAAUUCAUCAACAAAUACCAUAUUGCAGAGAACUCUGGUCGAUUCAGACUACCGAACAAUACUCUAGUUCAAUAUGACAUCGUUUCAUCUCAAUCACCAUUAUUUCCUCGACCAAAAUACGAAUUUCACCUCAAUCUGUCUAACUACAUGAACCGUUCGAUUCUUCUCGGUCAAAUCAUUGCUCAACCAUAUGACUUGAACCGCAGUCAUCUCGUCUACGAAUUUAGUCAUGAUCAUCCGAAAUAUUACCUUCUCAAUCCAGAUAAUGGUACUCUGGAAUACUUUUCCAAUGAAUUCUAUAAAAACAUUUCGGAACAUUUUCAAAUCAUCGCUCGCGAUCUAAUUUAUCAACAAAACAUGACGGUUAAUGUCACAAUUCAUGUCAUCAAUUCACAUGAGCUUUCAUCGGCAAUUUAUGAGAAAACCAUUUCGGAAAUUCUUCCACCUGGUUCGGUUGUCUUUCAUACAAAUUCUUCGUCACUAGAGGAUUAUAAUCGAAAUCUAUUCAAACUUAAUCCAACAUCUGGUGAUAUUCUACUUGUUAAUUACCUAACAGAACCGUUCUAUUCUCUUAAAUUUCGUUCAAGCAACGAAACAUCAAUUCUUAAAUUAACAAUCAAUGACUACAAUAAUCACCCACCAAAUUUCCUCAAUCCUCCAUUGAGCUUAAUACUUUCCUCUUCGCAAACAUUUCUCACCAAAUUCUCCGCAAAUGAUCUCGAUUUCGCCGACAAUCUUCAUCUUAAAUACUAUCUCCUCAAUCAAGACGAUCAUCGAUUCUUUUCAAUCAAUCACACCAGCGGAGUUCUCACACGAACGAAUCAAUCAUUAGACAAAGAUUUCUAUCAGUUAAACAUUGCUGUCAGCGAUGGCUUGUAUUUAACUAAAACUUACAUUCAAUUACAAUUCAAUAACUAUUCCGGUAAUCAACCAAAAUUCUCUUCGAAUGAAUAUGUGUUUGAUUACGAUCCAACGAAAACCGUUCUUGGACAAAUCUCGGCAUAUGAUAUCGAUCGAAAUGAUCAGAUCACUUAUGAGCUGUAUCUACAAUCUAGUGGGAUUGAAAUUGAUCCACGUUCGGGUGUAAUUCAAGUUAAUAAAACUUCGUUUACUAAAUCAGUCUACGAAUUUUAUGCUUCAGCCAAAGAUCUUGCUCAUCAAAUCGUUUAUGCAAAGAUUAAAUUAGUUUACUCGACUCAACCGAGAUUUAACUCUGAUUUGUAUUACAUUUCACUGAUUUCAUCUCAAGUGAGUGUGCCGAUGGAAAUUUUUCAAUUUGAAAUCGUUGAUUCAUUCAACCAACCGAUCAAAUCGGCGAAAUACCAAUUGAAAAAUCAAACAAAUCUAUUUGACAUCCAGGAAAAUCGUUUGAUGCUCAAAGAAAAUCUCGUUCCAACUGAUCGAUACCAUCUGACCGUCAAUGCCUAUUGGAAGAAUUUUGUUAUUCAAACAUCAGUACAAAUCAAUUUCGUCGAACGAACAUUUCAUUUAGAGAAGAAAUCUUACGACUUUCAACUGGACAAGCAAUUACUAAAGGAAAACAUUCCUAUUGAAACAUUUCCAAUCGAUAACUUAACACUAAAAAUCCUUCCGACAUCAUUAACACAGAAUCAUUGUCACGAAAACUUCUACAUUCAAUCCAAUGAACUUUUUUUCAAGACAUUUCCGAUCCUGUCUGAUUUGUGUUUCUUUGAAUUACAUCUCACCGAUCAAAUCAGUGUAUCAUCGAGUCAAGUGAAAGUUCUCUUCGGAAAGUUCACUCAAGCACCAACAUUUUCUUCGGAUAUUUACCGAUUUUACGUCUAUGAUCACAAUUACGAUGAUGUCUUUCGAGUGUUUGCACAGAGUUUCAAUCCAAUUCGUUAUCAGUUAGAACGCAAUCCUUAUGGAUUAUUUAUCAAUCAAACCAACGGCAUGCUAAGAUUUGUCUACCAUUCGAAAUCGAUUGAAGAUUUGGAUAAAAUUGAAUUGAAUGUAUAUGCGAUCGAUGACAAGACAAAUGCGAAUAGUACAGCUUCGAUUGAAAUCUUAUUCAAUGUACGAGAGGAAUUUCAAAUACCAACGGAAAUCAACUCGUGUCCAAACCAAGUAAUUCAACUUUCAGAUCGAAGUCUACCAGGAACUGUCAUACAAGAAAUCAGUUUGAAUAAGAAUAGUUCGAAUAAUUAUUAUAUACUUUCUGGAGAUUUCUAUGGUCUGUUUGCGAUAAAUAAUUUCGGACAACUUUAUUUGACAUCACCACUACUGAAUCAAACAGUGAAUGAAUAUUUUCAAUUGGUUAUUCUGAUCAGUUCAUCAUCGUUAAGCUAUUGUCAAACGAAUAUUUCGAUUCUACGAACGCCCAAAUGGUCAUAUUUCGUAUGUCCAGCGAUACCAAUUCAGUGGAUGAUUAAAGAAGAAUCUCCAAUAGGAACGAUCAUUGGCACAGUUAAAGAGACAUUAUUGUCAAUUAACAACAACUCAUCUGAAUUGAUUGAUCGAUUACAAUUUAAAGUUAAUUCUAUGUCAAAUUCGGAUGCACAAUCAUUUCUACUCAAUUCUCAAACAGGUUUGCUUACAUCAAACUCGCGAUUGGACUACGAACAAAAAACAUUCUAUUCAUUUUCAAUUGAUUUACAACCGAAUGAAUUGAAUUGUUCUAUAUCAGUGCUCAUUAAAUUAAUCAAUAUCAAUGAUAAUCCGAUAGUUUUCAAUCAAAAUUCCCUAAUUUACAAUCUAACUGAAAACAACCCUACUCCAUUCUAUGUUGGCCGCAUUCAGCUUGUCGAUAUUGAUCAUCUAUUUCAAUCGAAUUACGUAUUUUAUCUUCAAAAUUCUUCUUCACAGAUAUUCAUCGAUCAAACAACUGGUUCGAUCCUUCUCUAUGAACAACUCAAUCGGGAGUACUACGGUCCGCAAAUCAGCUAUCAAAUCAUGGCUAUUGACACAAAUAAUCGAGAGAAUUAUCUGUCUGAUGCCUUAAUUCUUCAUAUCAACGAUUUGAACGACCAUGGACCAAAAUUCGAUAGAAAUUAUUACUCCGUUAACAUAAGCAAAACAAUUCGAACGAACACGAAUAUAUUUCAAUUGAAUGCAACAAGUGAAGAUCCAGUGGCGAAUGGAAAUUUUCGAUAUUCUUUGCAAAAUUCAACAGAGUUCUUUACAAUCGAUGAACGAACAGGAAUAAUCCGAUUAAGAACAUCAUUUCCGACAACAAUGUCGAAUAUAACAGUGAAUGUUGAAGUAUUCGAAGAUGGAAUUAAUUUAACUGACUCAACAAAUGUAUUUAUAUCGAUAAUUAACGAUGAUAACAAUUACUUUAACUUAGAAAAUCGAGAUAAUUGUUUUCUCGACGAGAACGAACCAGCCGGAACAAUCGUUUGUACAAUCGGUAAAAAUUCCGAUGAAUUCGUCUAUGAGUUAAUCGAUACAGUCAAUGCUUUUCAAAUCCUCGAGUCAAAUGGUACGAUUAUUAGCCGUAAAACCUUUGACUAUGAAACGGAUCCACGACAAUACAAUGUCACAAUCAUUGUCAAAGAUCGAGAAAAUCAAACUGUUCCAUUGUCUUCAUUGAAUUUGACAAUCUCCAUUCGAAAUAUCAAUGAUAAUUAUCCGGAGUUUCUAACAAAGAACUUCACUACGCUGAUUUAUUUCUAUCACCCAUCAAUAAACACCGUUCUGCAUAAGAUCGAAAUUAUUGAUAAAGAUCAAUCGAAUUUAACAUUUCAAAUUCUCAAUGAUACAUUUUCAUCGUACAAACUUCGACUAGAUGAAAACGUCACUGAAUUGAUCCUCAUUGAACCCAUUCUCCUCGACCAUGAAGAUCAUUUGAUCAUCCGUGUUUGGGAUAAUCAAACUUUAUCAUCAUCAUAUUACGUUGAUCUUUACUUACAUAUCAUCUAUCUUCAACGACAGAUUCUUCUUCCAACACUCAUUCCACGUACCAUCGAUGGAUAUAUUAAUCUUGAUGAAAAGUAUCCUCAGAUUAAUUUCGGUGAAUUAUCUCUUCAGAAUCAAUCCAAUUAUCAAUUUGUGUCCUAUAAUUUACUUGCAAAUAAACAGUUUUCACUUAAACAAAUCUCCAAUAAUCAAACGGAGUUGUAUUUCAAUUCAUAUCAACAACAAUUGUAUUCCCAGCAGCAGAAACAUCAACGUUUAUUACAAUUUCAAAUCGAACUAACUGUCUUCGCUGUUGAUCAACCGAUAUCGAACAUGAAUUUUUACAACAAUACAAUUAUUUAUCUUCCACUCGAUGUCAAAUCCCAGUUAAAAGCUCAAACUAUCGAUGUACAUCUAUGGUCAAUUGAUCGCGAAAUGUUAGAUCGAACAAUUUCUCUGCUUGUCAAUCUCGAUCCUCGGUCAACCUACGAGCAAUUCAUUAUUCACACAUUACCAUUACUACGCGAAAAUCUAGCUGCAAUCGUUGGCGUUCACAUGCGCCAUGUUCAUCUUUAUUCAUUCGAUAUGAAAACUCCGUACCAAAUCGAAAUACUAGUCGCAGUUAUUCGGUAUCCAUCGCGUCUACGACCACCACGGUACAUCCACAAAAAAUUACUUUAUAACGUCUUGCGCAACUCGAGUAGUGUCUUCGAAAAGAUCCCAAAUAUCAAAUCUAUUGAAAAGAUUUCCAUUAACCAAUGUCAUACGAAAUCAUGCGAAAACAACGGCCGAUGUACCAGUCAGAUCAAGUUGUAUCAAAAUCAGUACGACUACUUUUAUUACAAUACAUACGAACGUCUGUUACCGAAAUAUCAAUGGAACAUCAAAUGUCUUUGUCUGAAUCAUUUCUACGGGCAACAUUGUCAAUUCAAGCAAGAUUAUCAAUCACCAUGUUCGUCUAAUCCAUGUUCGCCGUUGGAAAGAUGUAUCGAAGAGAGUUCUACAUUGUACACAUGUCAGUGUAUCGACGAACCAUGUAAUCAGAACGAAAUUCUGCCAGAAACAACGUUGAAUUGUAUUAAUAUUAAUUCACCGACGUGUCGCGAUUCGUCGAAUACUCUGACAUUCGAUGGUUACAGUUUUGUUCGAAUGAACUCAUCGAUGAAUCUCACGCAGCAUACGAAUAUUUCGUUCACAUUUCGCACACAGGUUGGCCAAGGUAAACUGCUGAAGAUGGUCUCGGUUGACGAGAGAAAGAAACAACAUCUAUUAGUCAUUCAAAUCAUGGAUAAUCAUGUUAAUGUUGAACUAAAUAAAAAGAUUCUCUUUCGAAUCAAUGAAGUCGUCAUCAAUGAUGGUCUUUGGCAUCAUAUCUACUUUUCCAUUGAUUACACACCAACAAAUCAAAACUUCUACUAUCUUCUUCGUCUCGACCAUGUUUUCAGCAAUAGAAUUCAAUUGUUUCAACCAAUAUCGACAAAUCAAUUGAAACAAAUCUACAUCGGCAAUGAUUUUCAUGGAUGUCUAGGUAACCUAACGCUGAACACUCAAUUGAUCUACCUACAAAAACAAGAGAAUAAGUCAUUUAUCGAACAUGUCGGUACCAACAACGGUUGUCAACUAGCCGAGAUUGAAUCGCGUACACUGAGACAAUACACUGACAAAGAUGAUCUAUGUUCUUUGUAUCACCCAUGUUAUAACGGUGGUAUCUGUGUCAGUCAAACAACGAAGUACGGUUCAAGUUUCACAUGUAAUUGUUUGAAACCACGUUUUACUGGUCGACAAUGUCAACGUGAUUUACAACCAUGUGAAAGUCAUCCAUGUUUAUUCAAUGAACAAUGUAUCCCAUCGAAUGAUGUGAAUGUUUCUUACUCGUGUAUAUCAUCAUUAGGAAAUUUACCUAUGUCAACGAAGAAUCUUUUAUAUGUUGGUCUAGCAGUGACAUUUUGUACAUUUGUAUUAGUGGUCUUAUUGUUUCUGUCAUUGAUUAUCUAUUGUCAACAGCAGCGAAAAGAGAAGAAGAGAAAACUGAAUAUUCACAAUGAUAAACCAUUAGUGUCGGCACCAUUGUUGAUUCAGAAAGCGUCACCUUCGUUGUCACCAGCGAAUCAAAUUGAAAGUCCAAUGCCAACAUUAAUCAAACGAAAUUCUAAUGGUAAACAAACUGUUGAAACAAUGGCUCUAGUUGAUAAUAAUCUCGAACAAACAACGCUGAAUAAUUUUAAUGAUAAGCAAAAUAACGAUUCAAAGGACAAAUCUGCUCUCGUGAUUGAUAAACAUCAAUAUGAAUCUCAUGAAUCGUUGAAUCGUCGACGCAGUGAUCCAAAAUACUAUUCAACGAUUGGGAAAAUGAAUAUUCCUCCAGAUAAUUUUCUAGCACAUUACAAUAGUAUUGAUUAUGGUAUGUCGAAAUUUGAUCUUAUUCCUUCUGAUUAUAUUGUUCUUGUAGAUACAACACGUAUGCCACUUGUUGAUCCCCAAUGUCCUGAUCUAUUUGACUUCCCUUCAUCACCAACAAAAUACUUCAAUGGUCAUGAUGAUAAUCAUUCCAAUACUUAUCAAAUUUGUGUCAAUUCGUUAUCGAAUCUCGCUGAAAAACUUGUUGAUCAAAAUGAUAUCGAAUUAACUCAUUCAUCGAACGAUUCAUCGAAUAACGAACAAACUUUAUUGACCUCGCCUGUCUCCAAUGGAGAACGAAAACGUUCAUUAUUCAAUGGUGGUAGUUCACUUAGUAUACGAGCAUCGAAUUCAUCUCUACAAAAAGCUCCAGUAUAUGCCAAAAUCAUUAAAACUUCAUCCAAAAAUUCCACUGGUGGCAUGAGUACCAUUGAACGUCUUCGUUUGAGUGGUUCACCAUUGCGACUUCUCUCCUCAUCGCCGACCUACGCACGAACAACUUCGUUUUUCAAAGGCAAUUCGAAUCAAGAUAAUGACAAACAUUCAACAUUAGCAUCGUUGCCGUCGUCAUCAACACCAACAAGUAAAAUAUCGAAGAUCAAUCCAACUUCGUGGAAAAUCAAUCCGAGAAAAUUAGACAGCCUCAAAGUGAGACGGAAUAGUCGUUACACCGAUGAUGACGAUGACGACAACAAUAACACCAAUCAGACUAACAACGAAACAAGCCAAUUAACAAUGAAAACAACAAUGAUCAAUCGACUGCGACAUGCAAGUGAAUCUGAUUUAACAAAAGAGCGUGUCAAUGGGAAAAAAUCAACGAAAUUAUCCUCAUUUUUUCAAACAGAAGUCUAG